AUGAAUUACGACGGUGUGAACGACAGCAAAGUUGUUUCUAAGGUUGGAUACGUAUACGACAUGGCUUUGCAAUGCAACAAGAAAAACUUGUUCUACACCACGACUCUAACACCGUAUCCUGCUGUUUUGAAAUUAGGAAAAACUACACCCCAGCGACUACCGUUAAGAAAGUAUGGACCAAAGAUAUAUUACGGUGCUUGUUCCUAUUGUGACAAAUGCACAUGCAGUGACAGCAAUCCUUGCUCUGUAAACAAUGGUGGUUGCAGUCAUUUCUGCUUUGCCAAAAACCACUCACAGAAAGUUUGUGGUUGUCCACCAGGAUACAAAUUACCACGUCUCUUCUCCCGGAAGUGUGUAGCUGAGUCACCUCAACUGUUGGUGAGUAACACCACAAAAUUAGUUUCCUUGCUAACGGAUAGAAACGGAACCGUUCAAGGGAAACCUCGUUUUCUUCCAUUUGGUCGAUUAACUCGAGUGGUCGCAUUGGAUUACGUGACCACAGGAGGAUGUCAUUACAUCGUGUACACGGACGGUUCAACCGUCAAACGCAGGGCUAUGGACGGUAGCAAAGACACUACCAUUGCGAAUGGACUACAAGAUCCAAAAGGCAUUGCAACCGAUUGCGUCACGGGAAACAUUUACUACACGGACAUGAAGAAGGCUCUAAUAGCCGUAUCCAACAUUGAAGGAACAAGUCAGAUUGUUUGCUUGGAGUCUCCUCAAGUUAGCAAACCGCUCUCAUUAGCACUCAAUACAUUAAGAGGAGAAUUAUAUUUUUCUGAUCUCGAAGAAGAUGCGAUUUUCAGUUACUCCAUGGACUGCACUGGUCAUGCACGUUUCAUCGCUAACGCUCGUUCAGCUACAGGGUUAGCUAUUGAUGACAACGCACAAGUACUCUACUGGACUGAAUUCUAUCAUUCAAGAGUCAAAACAUUUAACAUUAAAAAUGGAGACGUAAGUGUGCUACCUACUAUUGACAGCAACUCCUAUUUGAGCAAGCCAUUUGGAUUAACGGUUGUUGGCAAUUAUUUGUUCUUUACCGCCUGGACUAAAGAAUGCAUCGGUAGGAUUUCCAAACAGGGGGGUAACGUCAGCGAAAUUUCUUGCAACAAAAAUUCAAAUCUGCACGGUAUCUCUCAAGUUCGUUUAGUCUGCCAUCCUCCAAGUGGUUCUUGUGGAUCCUGUAAGAGUCCUGAGUUGUGCAUGCUUUCUUCCGAAAGAGGAGGCUCGUUUAAAUGUGUUUGUCCCAGAGGCUUUGUCAAGUCUGACUCUGGAUGUAAACUGCCCGAUGAAGACUUCAUUCUCGUCUCUGCACGUCACUCAAUCAUGGCGCUUUCUUUGCAAGGUGCUGCUUCUUGGAUUGCCAAGCUGCCGUUACCUCCUCAGGAUAACAUCAUCGCGGUUGAAUACGACUACUAUCGUAAAACGGUAUUUUGGACGGAUGUUGGGACAAAGAAGAUCCAGUCUGCCAACUUGGAUGGUACGGAGGUAAACGUGCUGCUGUCUCACGAUUUGAAUAGAGAUCAAUGUCGAUUGUGUCACCCUGACGGGCUUGCUUAUGAUUGGGAGACUAGACGGUUGUAUUACACUGACUAUGCCUCUGGUGAGAUAUGCUCUAUUGGCGUUAAAAAUUACGAAAAGGAAACUCCAGAACGUGUGCUGAGUGGUCUUAACAGACCCAGAGCAAUUGACGUCGAUACUCGCAACAGCAUGAUCUAUUUCUCUGAAUGGGGAACGAUUCCACGAAUAUCUUCGUUAAUAAUCUCACGCGGAGGUGAAAACACAAACUAUCCCAAAGCUAUCAUCUCAUCCAAUGUAACGUGGCCAAACGCUUUAACUCUAAGUAGAGACGAAACAACGAUCUACUUUGGAGAUGCCAGUCAAGACUACCUAGCGUCUUACAACCCACUCACAAAAGUGACCUCACCCAUAGGCAGUACGCCUCACAUCUUUGGAAUCGAUCAAUAUAACGAUGUAAACGGCAAACAAUAUCUCUACUGGUCGGACUGGCAGUUGGGUGUUCUGAAGCAGUCUGUAAGUGGGGGGAAAGUUACACAGCUGGCAUCGACAAGUGAAGUCUACCGAGCUUCAGGCAUUAAAGUAUUUUCUAGACGUUCGUCUAUAAACGACGUAGUGAAUCAACUGACAUAACUAGCAAUUAUUGUUGAUGUUGGCAGCAUGUUUAACUUGCUGGUGUUUGAGAAUAUGUUAACAAUGUAUAAAGAUCGUAUAGA
Molecule: messenger RNA, 2234 nt
Organism: Corticium candelabrum
Lineage: Eukaryota; Metazoa; Porifera; Homoscleromorpha; Homosclerophorida; Plakinidae
Product: low-density lipoprotein receptor-related protein 6-like
Exons: 8
Coding region: 1-2151 (716 amino acids)
Source: RefSeq, a predicted model, not a curated record